This is a messenger RNA of Saprolegnia parasitica CBS 223.65, 618 nucleotides long. RefSeq lists its product as hypothetical. NCBI's taxonomy places the organism in Eukaryota, Oomycota, Saprolegniomycetes, Saprolegniales, Saprolegniaceae. The coding region runs from base 25 to 618 and encodes 197 amino acids. The record is from RefSeq and is a predicted model, not a curated record. The transcript is spliced from 4 exons.
AUCGUUCUGAGUCGCCGCCCCACCAUGCAGCGCCGCCGGACGCGCCUCACGGUCUUCAAGGAGCUCCAAACCGAGUGGGACGUAGCGAUCGCCGAGGGUACUGGUCGGCUCACGCAGAUCGCCAACGCCCUCCAGAAGGAAACGUACGCGGAUGGCGAGUCCUGGGGCGUGCUGGCCGAGGCCACGGGCCUGCACACUGAGCUGCGCCACAAGCUGCAGCGCGAGGCGCAUUUUGUCCAGCGCAACCUUACGCAGCUCAUCGAUCGCUUGGCCGAGAUGGUGGGGCGCAUGCGCCACCUUUGCGCAUACGAGGCCAUGCCGUCGAUCGAACUCGUUCAAGUCGAUCCUGAUCCGAGCGCGACGCUUUCGCCAUUUCAAUCUGAAGCCUACAUGCGCGAGCUGCUGCACAUGUACGAGGCCGAGCUCGUGGCGAAGACGCUCCUCGUCCACGACGUGCUCGACUGCGCCGGCCACAACGCAGCGCUCUUGUACGUCGCCUCGUGGCAGAUGCAGCCGUUCGUGUCGAAAGCGCGGGUCGCAGCGAUUACAGCGCUCUUGACGCUGGACGCCAACCCAAAGAAGCUCGCGCCGUCCGCGAGCCACAAGCUUGUGCGCUAA